This is a messenger RNA of Funneliformis mosseae, 1065 nucleotides long. The record is from the annotation of a GenBank genome assembly. NCBI's taxonomy places the organism in Eukaryota, Fungi, Glomeromycota, Glomeromycetes, Glomerales, Glomeraceae.
AUGUCAUCGAAUCAGCUGCUACCUCGUAUGAAACGCGAACUAGAAAUACUGGAAUGCGAUCCUCCGCCGGGUAUAGUUUGUUAUCCAAUUGAUGAUAGUUUAUUACACUUUUGUUCACAGAUCAAAGGACCGAAGGAUACACCAUAUGAGGACGGUCUAUUCAAAGUGGAUGUUCAGAUUCCUUCACGCUAUCCUAUGGAACCUCCAAAAAUGCAAUUUAUUACCCCAAUUUAUCAUCCAAACGUGGAUGAUGCAGGAAGAAUUUGCCUUGACAUUCUUAAAAUGCCACCAAAUGGAUCAUGGAAGCCCUCGUUGAAUAUUUCAACUACCUUGACGUCUUUGAGUAUUUUGAUGGCGGAUCCAAAUCCGGACGAUCCUCUUUUAGUUGAAAUUGCAAGUGAAUUUAAGGAAAAUAAAUCCUUAUUUAUUCAAAAGGCGAGACAGGCUACAUUGCAACACGCGAUAGAAGAUAAUAAAGCACUAAUCACAGAGGAUCUUAUCCAAGAACCCGAACAAGCUUCAUCAUCUACCCCUGCAGUUGCUGUGCCGGUUUCAUCUUCGUCACAGGAUAUCCAACAACAAGAAUUUGUAACACUGCCUCCUUUAGAGAAAAACGUAGUAAUUAUACAAAAAGCUGCGCAAGAAGCGGCUUCAGAAAAUUUAAAUAAAGCUGAAGAAAACUUUCCCACCGUCACACACAAAAAAAAGAUACUAUCGCUUUCCAAGGUUAAUUCCAAAAUUGAGAAAAAGAGACCUUUGGAAAGAAUCUCAACUCAACCUAUAAGUGCUCCUACCGGUUCUACUUCGGUUAUACCCAUCGCUUCGCCUCCGACCAUUUCUAAAUCGUUACAAGAGGAAAAAGUUGAUCGAGUCGAAAAGAGGAGACCCUUUGGUGAUAUCACAAAAAGAUCGAUUAAUGUUCCAGCAAAUAUUCAACCUACGACCAAUCAAACCCAAGUAACAGCAAACAAUUUGAACGUGCUGAAUAAAGCCGAAAGAAAACGGUACCUUUUACGAAAGAAACCCAAUGACGCGGUAUCCAAGAGGCAAAAAUUGACGGAAUGA